Rhodotorula graminis WP1 is the source of this 1767-nucleotide messenger RNA. RefSeq lists its product as uncharacterized. NCBI's taxonomy places the organism in Eukaryota, Fungi, Basidiomycota, Microbotryomycetes, Sporidiobolales, Sporidiobolaceae. The record is from RefSeq and is a predicted model, not a curated record. The transcript is spliced from 4 exons. The coding region runs from base 7 to 1767 and encodes 586 amino acids.
CAGGCCAUGCGCGGGCGCGUCUCGUCCUCGGCGGCGCUUGCCCCUGCGCCUGCGCCGGCGGUCAAGCGCAAGCGCGCGCGAGACGGCGACGGCGAGCGGGAGCGGGAGCGCGGCGGGGCGGCGAGCGCGACGAGCAGCAUCUUGGUGCCGCGGGCCGAGCGGGCGCAGGUCAAGGACGGGCGCAAGAAGGACAAGGGCAAGCAGAACGAGAAGGAGAAGGAGAAGAAGCGGGGCAAGGUGCCCAAGGGCGGCAAGCUGCGCGCCGAGGCCGAGGGAGAAGACGAGCUGGACGAGGUGGAGCAGCGCCUGCGAGCUCGUCGCGAACGCCGCCGUGCCAAAGCGCUCAUCCGCAAGGACCGCACCCUGACCGCCGCCGCCGUCGGAACGGCCGCCGCCGAGAAGGUCAAGGCGUCGAGGCGGCGGCGGCAGGCGGCGAGCGACGGCGAGACGGACGAGGACCAGGAGAACGAGGGCGUCGCGAGGAAAAAGGUCAAGCGCACGACCAAGGAGGGCCGCAGCCGCAAGGUCGUGCAGGAGAUGGGCAAGGCCAAGAACGUUACGUCCGGUCGGCUCACGCUCAAGCCCAAGCCGCAGAUCGGCAUCUUCAACAAGGGCAAGGCGUCGACCCGCAUGAAGCUCGGCGGCAAAGGCAUCCCCGACUUCGCGUUUUCCGAGCGCGCCUUCCUCCACGGCUCGGCCUCGUCCGCCGCUUCUUCCUCGUCCUCCUCGUCGACCUCGAGCAGCGCAUCCUCCUCGUCCGACAGCCUCUCAGCACCCGUCGCAGUCGUCGAGCCGCCACGCCGACGCACGUACGGCUCGAAGCCCGCCAACCGCACGAGCCUGUCGCGUCGCGCGAGCUCGUCGUGGCCCGCCGUCGCGCCCGAGCCCGCCUCCUUCGACACGCCUUUCCUGCCUUCGACCUCGCCUGCCCCCGCACCAGCACCCGAUCCGGCCUCGGCGCCGCACAGCAAAGCGCGCCGGUCGCUCACCCGCCGCUUCUCGCACGUCGAGCUCCCGCUCCGGCCGAGCUCGCCUGCCGCCUCGAGUGCUGCACAGCAACUUCGAGGCGCGCUCGAGUCGAACAGCGGCGUGCGCAGCGCCGAGUCGCUCGCGCGGGUGCAGCGGCUCAGGAAGGACGAGGCGAGGGCGGAGGAGCUGCGGCAGCACGAGGGUCGACGGGCGUCGAGCGCCGCUGCACUCGACCUCGCGCACGAGGAGCAGGCGCCCGGCGAGGUGGAGGCGAGCGAGGGAGCGGCGACGGACGACGUCGAGCGGCUCCUGAGGGAGGUCGAGAGCGCCGGGGCCGGGGUUGAGCCGGACGGCGCCGAGCGCCGCAGCGAGUUCAGCUACGGCGGCGGGGCGGGCGACUUUGGCGACGCACUCGACGCCCGGGAUGGUGUGCCAGACGUGGCGGGGUGGGCCGCACCUGCCGGCGGCGACAUGGUGGUCGACGACAACGUUUCGCCCCUCUUCGCGCUCGACGACGAGCGUCGGCCCACCGCCUCUCUCGACCUCGGCCCUUCCGCCGCCUUUGACCCGCCGCACGACUCUCGCCUCGAGCCGUUCCCGCCGUUCGACAACCUCGGCGCGCCCCUCCCCUCGUCGUCCGCAUCCCUCUCGACCGACCCCCCCGCUCGCCCUCCCUCAAGCCUCGACGCGCCGCAGCGCUUCUCGUCGACCCGUUUCGACCCGCGGGUGGCGCCCCUGCACGACGACAGCGCGUACCGGGCGGCCAUGAGGGCGCAGUGGCCGAGGACGACGCUGUGA